UGUAAUUUAGUUGCUGGUGUUUUUUUUCCAGCCACCAGGGCAACACUCCGGCUCACGGAGAAGAUGGUGGCGGCCGGAGCAGAUGCAGUCCUGGUGGUAAACCCUUGCUUCUACAAGGGCAAGAUGGACAGCAGCGCUCUAAUUCAUCAUUUCUCAAAGGUGGCAGACAGCAGCCCAGUGCCAGUGGUUCUGUACAGCGUGCCGGCCAACACGGGCUUAGAACUGCCUUUGGACGCCGUGGUGGAGCUCGCUCAGCAUCCAAACAUCCUGGGCCUCAAAGACAGUGGAGGAGAUAUUACACGGAUCGGCCUGAUUGUUCACAGAACCAAGGCUCAGGAUUUCCAGGUCUUAGCGGGCUCAGCGGGGUUUCUGAUGGCUGCCUAUUGUGUUGGUGCUGUUGGUGGAGUGUGCGCCUUGGCCAACGUGCUGGGACAGGAGCUGUGUGAACUGGAGCGUCUGUGUCAGUCUGGGCAUUGGGGGGCAGCCAAAGUCCUGCAGCAGCGGCUCAUCGAACCCAACGCAGCUGUGACCAGGAAAUUGGGAGUUCCCGCCCUGAAGCAGGCGAUGGAGUGGUUUGGUUACCACGGCGGCGCCUGCCGUUCUCCUCUACGGCCGCUCACAGAGGCAGAGACCCAGCAGCUGAGACGGGAUUUCUCCACCAACGGAUGGCUGUGAAAGCGGAGCAUGUAUUCAACCUGUAGGAAUCUUAAACAGCAAUAAUAAAAUCAAUUUACUCUUUGAUGAUA
Molecule: messenger RNA, 746 nt
Organism: Cyprinodon tularosa
Lineage: Eukaryota; Metazoa; Chordata; Actinopteri; Cyprinodontiformes; Cyprinodontidae
Gene: hoga1
Product: 4-hydroxy-2-oxoglutarate aldolase 1
Exons: 5
Biological process (GO): N-acetylneuraminate catabolic process
Molecular function (GO): N-acetylneuraminate lyase activity; 4-hydroxy-tetrahydrodipicolinate synthase activity
Source: RefSeq, a predicted model, not a curated record